AUGAGGCGCAUUGAGCCGUGUCGAGGCUGCGGUCGGACGGCCGGCGAGCCCGGCGACCAUCCUGAGAAAGCGGACAGCCGAUACACGACACCCGACAUCGUUUACUUCACGGUGAUAUUCCCCUAUGUGGUUCUCUUCUGCCUGUUCGUGCGGGGAGUGACUCUACCUGGUGCAUGGAAUGGCAUUUCGUUUUAUAUUUUUCCGGAUUGGGAUCAGUUACGGAACCCAAAAGUAUGGGCAGACGCUGCCACUCAACUUUUUUACUCUCUCGGACCAGGCUGGGGUGGUUUGGUUAGCAUGGCAAGCUUCAACAGAUUCAAUUACAAGAAUCUACGGUCAUCAAUAACAAUCCCCCUAGUAAAUAGUGGUACUAGCAUCUGGGCUGGUUUUGUAGUGUUCUCAGUACUCGGCUUCGCAGCUGAACGGACAGGGGUGCCUGUGGGACAGGUGGCCAACGCUGGGCCAGGGCUGGCCUUCAUCACCUACCCAGCCGCAGUCUCUAUGAUGCCAGCUCCAAACUUUUGGGCCUUGGCUUUCUUUGUCAUGCUGUUUUUCCUUGGAAUUGAUACUAUGUUUGUGACCAUAGAAGCCGUGAUAGCGGGGGUAGUCGACGAAUUACCAGCUCUCCGCUCCAGGAAGCGCCUCAUCACAUUCCUCACUUGCCUGAUAAUGUUCUGCACUUCCAUCAUAUGCAACACUGAGAUAUUGGCGUAA
Molecule: messenger RNA, 714 nt
Organism: Ostrinia furnacalis (Asian corn borer)
Lineage: Eukaryota; Metazoa; Arthropoda; Insecta; Lepidoptera; Crambidae
Product: sodium-dependent proline transporter-like
Exons: 7
Coding region: 1-714 (237 amino acids)
Biological process (GO): nitrogen compound transport; amino acid import across plasma membrane; sodium ion transmembrane transport
Cellular component (GO): plasma membrane
Molecular function (GO): amino acid:sodium symporter activity
Source: RefSeq, a predicted model, not a curated record